AAAAUAAAAUAAAGAAAUAAAAGAAAGGACGCCAUCGACCCCGUCUCAGAGUCGUACAUACAAUACAGAAGCAACCUGACUCUGUUUCUUCUCUUCUCUCUUCAUUUCAAAACGCUAUUUCUCAUUCCAAAUUCAUCUCUUUCAGAUCCCUAAUUUCUCCUCUUUUACUCGUUCCCACGAAACCGAUCCAAUGUCGCUUUGAAUCACGUGCCCCUCAUCAUCUCCGAUUUCUUUCCCCUUUUUCAAUUCCAUUAUUCAACCACUUAGGUCAAACUGUACCAUGUCGCUGUCAUAGUGAUUCCCGUAACCCUAAUUUAGUCCCUUUUCAGCUGCUUCUUGUUCGAAAAAAGGGGCUGUGAACGGGAAUGGGUUCGAAGAUGGAAGGAACUUCUACACCAGCUGUUCGACGGGAUCCUUACGAAGUUUUGUCCGUUUCGAGGGAUUCAACCGACCAGGAAAUUAAAACCGCUUACAGAAAGCUUGCUCUAAAGUAUCACCCUGACAAGAAUGCCAGCAAUCCUGAAGCUUCAGAACUAUUCAAAGAGGUUGCAUAUUCUUAUAAUAUCUUAUCCGACCCAGAGAAGAGAAGGCAGUAUGACAGUGCAGGAUUUGAGGCACUUGAUGCUGAUAGCAUGGACAUGGAAAUCGAUUUAUCCAAUCUUGGGACUGUGAACACGAUGUUUGCAGCUUUAUUCAGCAAGCUGGGUGUCCCUAUCAAGACUACCAUUUCUGCUAAUGUGCUUGAAGAGGCUUUGAAUGGCACAGUUACUGUCAGACCCCUUCCAAUUGGAACAUCAGUUAGUGGAAAGGUAGAGAAGCAAUGUGCUCAUUUUUUUGGCGUGACAAUAAGUGAGCAGCAAGCUGAGUCAGGGAUUGUAGUUAGAGUUACUUCAACUGCACAAAGCAAAUUCAAGUUGCUCUAUUUCGAACAAGAUGCAAACGGUGGUUAUGGUUUGGCAUUGCAGGAAGAUAGUGAGAAGACUGGGAAGGUGACAUCUGCAGGAAUGUAUUUCUUACAUUUUCAAGUGUACAGAAUGGAUUCAACUGUGAAUGCGUUAGCAAUGGCAAAGGAUCCUGAAGGGGCUUUCUUUAAAAGGUUGGAAGGUCUUCAACCUUGUGAAGUCUCGGAAUUAAAGCCUGGCACACAUAUAUUUGCUGUUUAUGGAGAUAACUUCUUUAAGACUGCUAGCUAUACAAUUGAAGCAGUAUGUGCAGAAUCACUUGAAGAUACCACCGAAAAACUUAAGGAUAUUGAGGCUCAAAUUUUAAGAAAGAGGAAUGAGCUACGCCAAUUCGAAUCAGAGUAUAGAAAGGCAUUGGCACGCUAUCAGGAAGUGACAGACAGAUACGCAAAAGAAAAACAGUCUGUUGAUGAGCUUCUGAAACAAAGGGAUGGUAUCCAUUCAACCUUCACCAUUGUUAAGCCAACCAAUAUUAGCGGAAGUGGUAGUAAUUUAAGCAAUGGAAGUUCUAGCAAAAUUUCUGGUGAAGAUUCCAAAGGUGAGAGCCCCGGGGAAGAUGGUGGGUCAGAUGGCAGGGAUAAAUCAGGCAAAAAGAAAUGGUUCAACCUUAAUCUUAAAGGUUCAGGUUCUGAUAAGAGGUUGAUAUGAAAUACACUUCAUUUUGCUUAUCUCUUGGAACAAUAUGCUUGAAUGUCUGUCAGUCAUUGCAUCAAACUUACAGCAUCCCACAGAUAUAUAGGGUGUAGUGUAUGUCUGCAAUAUUUUCAUUUGCUUGGUUCCAAAAGAUUGUAAACUGGUUGGUUAAUUUGUUCAUUGGUUUGUGAUGCAGUCAAAGGUAUACAGAAUAUGUCUCUUACUACUUCCCAUAUUUUUGCUGUCCAAUGAGACCCAAAUUUUCCGAUUCCCUUGUAGCAUCCUGAACAUAUAUAUUUUUGAUACUGUAAUGAUAUAUCAUAUGUUCAUUCUUGUAA
This is a messenger RNA of Lathyrus oleraceus (garden pea), 1933 nucleotides long. Its product is annotated as chaperone protein dnaJ 15. The coding region runs from base 366 to 1610 and encodes 414 amino acids. The record is from RefSeq and is a predicted model, not a curated record. Lineage: Eukaryota; Viridiplantae; Streptophyta; Magnoliopsida; Fabales; Fabaceae. The transcript has 11 exons.